This is a messenger RNA of Rattus rattus (black rat), 3209 nucleotides long. RefSeq names its product tetratricopeptide repeat protein 30A2. Gene Ontology annotation, molecular function: protein binding; intraciliary transport particle B binding. Bases 795 to 2789 code for a protein of 664 amino acids. The record is from RefSeq and is a predicted model, not a curated record. NCBI's taxonomy places the organism in Eukaryota, Metazoa, Chordata, Mammalia, Rodentia, Muridae. The transcript has a single exon. Gene Ontology annotation, biological process: intraciliary transport. Gene Ontology annotation, cellular component: intraciliary transport particle B; axonemal microtubule.
UGCUGGGAUUUUGUUUCUCUGUUUCUUCAGAAAGGCAAGUACACUUUAUUCUAUUUGACAUUAUCAAAGUCCCUUCUGAUAUUAAUGGUGUAUAAAUAUAUGAAAUUAUAUUUAUAUAAUAUAAAGUUAAAAUAUAAAAAGUAUCUGGGACUUUUUUCUUCGUUUUACCAGUUCCCUGGCCACAGUCUUCCCAGUUAUCUCUCAGGGGAAUUCCAGGGGGAGUGCUCCUCACUGUACUCAAGAACUUCAUUCCCUAAAAGUGUAAAGUAAAGCCUUGUUUUUUCCAUGAUGUCCUUUUGCUCUUAAUAAUUGUCGGUCUAUCUUACAGAACAUUAAGAAGAAAAUUUAGGCUUGGAAAGAACAAAACACUUUUCUUCCAGAAAAGUGGGACUCACUUAUAUGUUUAAAGGGGUUGUGUAGACAUAUGAAGUAUAGCAUAUACAUUCUACAUUCAUACACAUUCAACCAUCUCUUUAGGUAGAGAAAUAAUAAUAGCAUAAUAGCAAGUGUGUCUGAGAUUUGACUGUAAAGUGUUUUUACAUUAUUAUUUGACCUGUUGCUGUUCACUCAAGAUGUAAAGAUUUCAUAUUUGAAAGAAACACAGCAUAUAUAAAGUGCUUCUUUACAUUCAGAAACUUAGUGCAAGAAGCAGUCACAUCACUUCCCUUCCAAUACCUGCUAGUCCUUCUCUUAAGAAACCAACUUCCGGGAUACGUUAAAAAAAAAAAAAACUUCAGACUUCCGUUUCCGUUGGCUUGUGGCCUUGGAAACAAGCACACUCAAUCUUGACAGUUAUGGCGGGGCUGAGCAGCUCUCAGAUCCCCGACGGUGAGUUCACAGCGGUGGUGUACAGGCUCAUCCGCGACUCCCGUUACUCAGAGGCGGUGCAGCUGCUGAGCGCAGAGCUGCAGAGGAGCCCCCGCAGCCGCGCAGGGCUGUCGCUGCUGGCCUACUGCUACUACCGCCUGCAGGAGUUCGAGCUCGCAGCAGAGUGCUAUGAGCAACUGAGCCAGAUGCAUCCGGAACUCGAGCAGUACCGCCUGUACCAGGCCCAGUCGCUCUACAAGGCCUGCCUGUAUCCUGAGGCCACCCGGGUCGCCUUCCUCCUGGACAACCCCUCCUUCUAUAGCCGGGUCCUUCGUCUGCAGGCUGCUAUCAAGUACAGUGAAGGGGAUCUCCCAGGAGCCAGGAGCUUGGUGGAGCAGCUGCUGAGUGGGGAAGCUGGAGAAGACAGUGGAGGGGAGAAUGACCCAGAUGGCUUGGUCAACAUGGGUUGUCUGCUCUACAAGGAGGGACACUAUGAAGCUGCCUGUUCCAAGUUCUUUGCAGCUUUGCAGGCUUCCGGUUACCAGCCCGAUGUAUCUUAUAACCUAGCUUUAGCUUGUUACAGCAACAGGCACUAUGCCCCAGCCCUGAAGCAUAUUGCCAAUAUCAUUGAGCGUGGCAUCCGUCAACACCCAGAACUAGGUGUGGGCAUGACCACCGAGGGCAUUGAUGUUCGCAGUGUUGGCAAUACAGUAGUUCUUCACCAGACUGCUCUGGUGGAAGCCUUCAACCUCAAGGCAGCCAUAGAGUACCAGCUGAGAAACUUUGAAGCAGCCCAGGAAGCCCUCACCGAUAUGCCACCCAGAGCAGAGGAAGAGUUGGACCCCGUGACCCUGCACAACCAGGCUCUGAUGAACAUGGAUGCCAAGCCCACAGAGGGCUUUGAAAAGCUCCAGUUUCUGCUCCAGCAAAACCCCUUCCCCCCAGAGACCUUUGGCAACCUGCUGCUGCUUUACUGUAAAUAUGAGUAUUUCGACCUGGCAGCUGAUGUUCUAGCAGAAAACGCCCACUUGACUUACAAGUUCCUCACACCCUAUCUCUAUGACUUCUUGGAUGCCAUGAUCACUUGCCAGACAGCUCCUGAAGAGGCUUUCAUUAAACUUGAUGGGCUAGCAGGCAUGCUGACGGAGCAGCUCAGGAGACUCACUAAACAAGUUCAAGAAGCAAGGCAUAACAGAGACGAUGAAGUUGUCAUAAAGGCUGUAAACGAAUAUGACGAAACCCUUGAGAAGUAUAUCCCUGUACUGAUGGCCCAGGCAAAAAUCUACUGGAACCUUGAGAAUUAUCCAAUGGUGGAGAAGAUCUUCCGCAAAUCUGUGGAAUUCUGUAAUGACCACGAUGUGUGGAAGCUGAAUGUGGCCCAUGUCCUCUUCAUGCAGGAAAACAAGUACAAGGAGGCCAUUGGUUUCUAUGAGCCCAUUGUCAAGAAGAAUUAUGAUAACAUCCUGAGUGUCAGCGCUAUCGUGUUAGCCAACCUCUGUGUUUCCUACAUUAUGACAAGUCAAAAUGAGGAAGCUGAGGAGCUGAUGAGGAAGAUUGAGAAGGAGGAGGAACAACUCUCCUAUGGUGACCCGGACAAGAAAAUCUACCACCUUUGCAUUGUGAAUUUGGUGAUAGGAACCCUUUAUUGUGCCAAAGGAAACUAUGACUUUGGCAUCUCUCGGGUUAUCAAGAGCCUGGAGCCUUACCAUAAGAAGCUGGGAACUGAUACGUGGUAUUAUGCCAAAAGAUGCUUCCUGUCCUUACUGGAGAACAUGUCGAAGCACACGAUCAUGCUGAGGGACAGCGUCAUUCAAGAAUGUGUCCAGUUUCUAGAGCACUGCGAGAUUUUUGGCAGAAGCAUCCCUGCUGUUAUCGAACAACCCUUGGAGGAGGAAAGAAUGCAUACGGGGAAGAAUACGGUCACUUAUGAGUCCAGACAGCUGAAAGCUUUGAUUUAUGAGAUCAUAGGGUGGAAUAUGUAGUUACUUGUAAAAGAAAAAGGUCAUUAGAAAGGCUUUUUUAGAGUCUGUAUUUCUCUUUUUUCUUUAUUUUCCAUCACUUUUUAUUUACUGUUUCUUUGUUUCUUGUUCAACUCUGUAUACUUAACACCAUGACAGCCUUUCCGCCUUGAUAGCCUGGGAAUAUGUAUUAAGCUCUGGCAUCUUGACUACGCGACACAGUCCACAGUUGCGGCCGUGACAUCUCUGCAGAAACGAAAGCACUGGCAGCCAUUAGAGUUUCAGCUUUGUGUGUGAAGGGGACUAAGCACUAGUCAGUGACUGGUACACAGUCCUGCUGAAACUGCCUAUACAACAAACCAUCUCUCUGUUAGCAAAGAGAAACAGAAAGCAGACUUGGUGCUCUGGAUAGACUGUGCUACUCAAUAAAUACUCUUAACCACA